Pogona vitticeps (central bearded dragon) is the source of this 3199-nucleotide messenger RNA. The record is from RefSeq and is a predicted model, not a curated record. Lineage: Eukaryota; Metazoa; Chordata; Lepidosauria; Squamata; Agamidae.
CAGACAUGGCCGAACACGAACACGGCGGCUCUCACCAUUUAGAAGAUGCAGAGAAUUGGCAAGAAGACAUUGGAAGCCACUGCACUGAUUAUCUCCAGAUGGCCUUUAUCUCUGCUUGUCUGUCUAUCUUUCUUGGAGGCAUUAUUGUCAUCAUGAUGUUCAGAAUAACUGAGUCCGUCAUACGCUAUGUCUUCUAUAGAUGUCACUAUGAAUCUAAAAUAUUUUCAGUAAAGAUGCCUAUGCUGAAUUACUGGAAAGGACACUUUCAGGACUGGGUGGUGAGGAUGCUCUCAGCACAGACCACUGUCGGGCGUGUACUGGUCGUACUGGUGUUCCUCUUUAGCAUUGGAUCACUUAUCAUUUACUUUAUCAACUGUUACAGUGUGAAACAAUUCUGCCUGUCCUUUGAAGACCAAACAAUUACGAUUGACCUUUGCUUCAAUUUAUUCUUUCUCAUCUACUUUGGACUGCGGUUCUUGGCAGCAAGUGACAAGUUAGCAUUUUGGCUUGAGCUGAAUUCCAUUGUGGACUUCUUCACCAUUACUCCUGUCUGUAUAUCCUUCUAUUUAGGAAAAAACUGGCUUGGUUUAAGGUUCCUGAGAGCACUCAGAUUGAUGGAACUCCCCAAAAUAUUACAGUUUCUUCAUGUCACCACAAGUGGGACUGCAAUCAAACUAUCGAAACUACUAGCUGUAUUUGUCAGUACCUGGCUCACGGCUGCAGGAUUUCUUCACUGGAUGGAAAACUCUGGUGAUCCCUGGGUGAAACACAAAAAUUUUCAAAACCUGUCUUACUUUGAGUGCUUAUACCUGAUCAUGGUGACCAUGUCUACAGUCGGUUAUGGAGAUGUAGUGGUGAAAACCACAUUAGGACGUGUAUUCAUCCUUUUCUUCAUUGUUGGUGGUCUGAUCCUCUUUGCAAAUUUGGUGCCUGAAAUGGCUGACAUUGUUGGAAGCACUAAGCUCUACAAGGGUUCCUAUGUGAUGGUGAAAGGCAGAAAGUUUAUUGUUGUUUGUGGUAAUGUCACUCUGAAUAGUGUAACUGCUUUCCUAAGGGACUUCCUAGCUCAAGCUACAGGAGAUGUUGCAACUGAGAUAAUCUUUCUGGGAGAAAACCCUCCUUCUCUUGAGCUGGAAACUAUAUUCAGAUGUUAUGCUGCCUAUACCAGCUUCUUUCAAGGAACAGUAAUGAAGACUGAAGAUCUGGUGAGAGUUCAGAUGGAAUACGCUGAAGCAUGCCUCAUCUUAGCUGACACCUGUUCUGCUCAGCCUUAUGUGGAAGACACUUCCAACAUCAUGAGGGUAUUGUCCAUCAAGAACCACUACCCAAAUACCAGAGUCAUAAUACAGAUCAUCCAGUCUUCUAACAAGCUCUACUUGCCAAAGCUUCCCAACUGGGACUGGAAGAAAGGAGACAGUGUCAUCUGUUUUGCUGAACUCAAACUGGGAUUAAUAGCACAGAGUUGUUUGGUGCCUGGUUUGACAUUACUGUUGACCAGUCUGUUCAUUAGGGAGAGUCCCCAGUUACAGAGAGUGAAUGUUCUUAUGAAGCAUGAACAGGAACUACAAGGCCAGGAAUAUAAAGUGAUGACUCAGCUUCUCUCCAAUGAUUUUGUCAACGUGUCCUUCAAAGAAGUCUGUCGAAUGUGCUUUGUGAAGAUGAAUCUCAUAUUGGUUGCUGUCGAGUUUCAAUCUGGCAUCCAUGGAAAUAGCCUCUUGAUCAAUCCGUCUUCAACGGUUAAACUUGAGUUGAACACAAUGGGCUUUUUCAUUGCCAAGUCAAAAAGAGAACUCAGAAGGGCUCGGUGGUAUUGUAAUUUAUGCCACAACCACGUCCUGAAUCCAGAGCUAAUUUCAAAGUGCCGUUGCAAAAGGAAAAAAGGCUUCUCCAUUUCUGGUGGGAUAAGGGCUAUGCAAGAUUUACUACACCUUCAGGACCCAUAUUUCCGUUCACGUGCCCAAGGAUCCAUCAGUUCUACAAGUGUUGCAUUUGAGGAGAAACCUGGAGAAAUCGUGGAAGAACGUCGCAGUAAAACUGCCCUGGAUGCAACUGGAAUGUUCCACUGGUGUGAAGCUGUUAGUUUUCAAAAGGCUACCUUGAAGCGCAAGAAGAAGACAGCAACUCAACUACGUGAUCACAUCGUGUGCUGUGUUUUUGGAGAUGCUACGUCGACAUUGAUCGGACUGCGCAACUUCGUGAUGCCUCUGCGAGCCAGUAACUUCACAUUCAAAGAACUGAAGGACAUAGUCUUUGUUGGAUCUCUGGAAUACCUACAGAGGGAAUGGGAAUUCAUUCAGAAUUUCCCCAAACUAUACAUACUGAAGGGCAGUGCGCUUUCCUGUGGAGAUCUGAGGUCAGCCAGCAUCAAGUACUGUAGCAUGUGUGCUAUUCUCUCAGCACAUGGCAGAGAUGCUGGGGAUCAAACCCUGGUGGAUACAAAAUCUAUCCUGGCUACUCUGAACAUACGUUCCCUGCAGUUCAAGCUAAGUCCCUCAAUAGCCGAGGUGGUCACUGGAGAGGCAUCUGGGAAUCAAGCACCACAGGCUCUCUCCAAAAGGAUCCCUAUAAUCACCGAGCUGAAAAUAGCUUCAAAUGCACAAUUCUUUGAACAGAGCGGUGCAGGUAAAACUGAUGAUUUAACCGAAAACUCACCAUCACAUGUUUCUCAAGGAACAAUAUUUUCAGACAGCUUCUUGGAUUCUUUAUUAUGCACUACCUACCAUAACUAUCAUGUCCUGGCUUUGCUCCAGGCCCUGGUGACUGGAGGAACCAGCCCUGAACUGGAAGAGUAUCUGGCCGAAGAGACGUCACUAAGUGGCAGUACCACCAAUGUGACAGCCGUUCUACCGAGGAACAGAUGUAAGCUGGCUCUUGUCACAAUAUCAAACACUCCAUUUCCAGAUGAAGAUUUAAUGCUUUACUUUGGAGAUGUCUUCUCUAGAGCACUGGACGUGUAUGGAAUCCUAUGCCUUGGUCUCUACCGUUUGAAGGAAGAAUCCAAUCUAUAUGAAUAUAGGUAUGUGAUUGUUCGGCCGCCCACUAAUUUUGAGAUUCUCGCUACUGAUCAGUUAUUUUGUCUUGUUCCAUUCAGCCUUUCAGCAAAUGACCUGACAAAUAUGGUAAAGUCUUUCCCAAAGGUCAAACGAAAGGGUGUCUCAAAGAAGAAAGAUAAAGUGAUUUUACCAUAAAAUCCCUACAA